ACCCUAAAAACAGGGACCAAGCCCUUAGGGUGAAGAGAAGAGAGGGAAAGGAAGGAUGCGGCGAUGGGCGCGAUUGGCCUCCGAUUCCACCAAAAGGCACUUCUCCACCAGCGCCACGCGCGGAUCCUCCUUCAACUACAGCACUAGGUCUGGCAGCGGUGGAUCGAUCACAGCGACUUUGUUUCCCGGCGAUGGAAUUGGCCCCGAGAUCGCCGCCUCGGUCAAGCAGAUUUUCAAGGCUGCGGGCGUUCCCAUAGAAUGGGAAGAACACUACGUUGGGACAACACUGGAUCCCAAGACGGGGAGCUUUGUCACGUACGACAGCAUGGAGUCUGUACGAAAGUAUGGAAUUGGUCUCAAGGGCCCGAUGGCCACUCCCAUUGGGAAAGGCCACAAGUCUCUCAACUUGACGCUGCGCAAAGAGCUCGGCCUCUACGCCAACGUGAGACCGUGUCUCAGCAUCCCCGGCUACAAGACGCGAUAUGACAACGUCGAUCUCGUUACCAUCCGGGAGAACACCGAGGGCGAGUACAGUGGAUUGGAACAUCAAGUGGUGAAAGGUGUUGUGGAGAGCCUUAAGAUUAUCACUCGCCAAGCUAGUAUGCGUGUCGCGGAGUAUGCGUUCCACUACGCCAAAACCAACGGUAGAAAGCGUGUGUCCGCGAUACACAAAGCCAACAUCAUGAAGAAAACGGAUGGAUUGUUUCUACAGUGCUGUCGAGAGGUUGCGGAGCAGAAUCCCGAAAUCGUUUACGAGGAAGUGAUUAUCGACAAUUGCUGCAUGAUGCUCGUAAAAAAUCCUGCCUUGUUUGACGUGUUGGUGAUGCCAAACUUGUAUGGAGAUAUCAUCAGUGAUCUCUGCGCUGGUCUCAUAGGCGGCCUUGGAUUGACACCGAGUGGCAACAUUGGAGACAACGGGCUUGCUCUGAUGGAAGCUGUCCAUGGAACGGCACCCGACAUCGCUGGAAAGAACAAGGCAAACCCAACGGCGUUGCUCUUGAGCGCAGUUAUGAUGCUCAGGCACCUCAACAUGAAUGAGCAAGCAGAGAAGAUCCAAAGCGCUGUGCUAAAGACAAUAGAGGAAGGGAAGUACCUGACGGGCGAUCUGGGAGGCAACGCUGGCACCACCGAGUACACGAAUGCUGUUUGCGAGAAGCUAUAGGAAGAGUAACGACGAAAGGGAAAACAAAUCAAGGAAGCGAACGAACGAACGAGCCUGUGCGCGUUGCUCAUUACGACGUUAGGCUCUCCGGUGGCUUCCUCUCGCCCAAGACAAGUUUUACAGUAAGAUCGAUUUCCAGGCUCGCGAUGUCUCUAUUGACAGAAGACCGUUUCUCUCUUGUUUUUUUCUUCUUCUUCUGAUGACUCGAAUGAAUAAAGUUUGCAGACAAAUAAAUCUUUACGAAA
Messenger RNA from Selaginella moellendorffii, 1407 nucleotides. RefSeq names its product isocitrate dehydrogenase [NAD] catalytic subunit 5, mitochondrial. Bases 56 to 1162 code for a protein of 368 amino acids. The transcript has 7 exons. Gene Ontology annotation, cellular component: mitochondrion. The record is from RefSeq and is a predicted model, not a curated record. Gene Ontology annotation, molecular function: magnesium ion binding; NAD binding; isocitrate dehydrogenase (NAD+) activity. NCBI's taxonomy places the organism in Eukaryota, Viridiplantae, Streptophyta, Lycopodiopsida, Selaginellales, Selaginellaceae. Gene Ontology annotation, biological process: tricarboxylic acid cycle; isocitrate metabolic process.